Boleophthalmus pectinirostris (great blue-spotted mudskipper) is the source of this 1990-nucleotide messenger RNA. It is a transcript of the gene thap11, whose product is annotated as THAP domain containing 11. Bases 105 to 1166 code for a protein of 353 amino acids. Lineage: Eukaryota; Metazoa; Chordata; Actinopteri; Gobiiformes; Gobiidae. The transcript is spliced from 2 exons. Gene Ontology annotation, biological process: regulation of transcription by RNA polymerase II. The record is from RefSeq and is a predicted model, not a curated record. Gene Ontology annotation, cellular component: nucleoplasm. Gene Ontology annotation, molecular function: RNA polymerase II cis-regulatory region sequence-specific DNA binding.
UAGAGUUAUUAAGCCAACGUUUUUAGUAGCUUUGUGUUCAUUAAUGAUGACUUCAUGGAUAGAUCCCUGCGUUUGACCCACAGACUGUACAUUCUAUUAGAUCCAUGGAUUGGACCCAAAGUUCCUUGGUUUGGCCAGUUUGGUUUCACCAGAAGGGGGAGCUACCUAACAAAUCUUUGGAUAAGGACUCGCAAAGGAUUGUGGGAUUUUUAGUUCCAAGAGAAGGACGGUGCAGCGAGGACAACAAAACCAGACUUUUCCCAGCGAAAAUACAGAUUCACACCUCACUUGGGGUGGAAGUAAAUAUGCCCGGGUUCACCUGCUGUGUGCCUGGCUGCUACAACAAUUCACAUCGAGACCGGGAGCUGCGCUUCUACACGUUUCCGAAAGACGCCGCGCUCAGAGAGCAGUGGCUGAGGAACAUCUCCAGAGCAGGGGUCAGCGGGUGUUUCAGUACUUUUCAGCCCACCACAGGACACCGGGUGUGCAGUGUACACUUUGCAGGCGGGAGAAAAACCUACACAAUACGAGUCCCGUCGUUAUUUCCCUUGAGAGGCGUGAAUGAGCGGAGGAACAGGCGGGGAAGAGGAAAGAAGGUGUCUGCCCCUGCGCCAGCUCCUGUGCCAGCUCCUGUGCCCACUCCCGCCCCAGCGGCCACCUCCGGGAUUAUUAUUAGUAAUUUGAGUGUACCAGAAGGAACAGAGGGAACUGUUGGUGGUGAGGCCAACAACGAUGAGAUCACUGUUGUUCAGAUUGGUCAAAACGGCGAGUAUUUAGGCACAGCGAGACUUCCCGCUCAAACUGAAGGGACUUGUUACACAGCACCCGUAGAAGACGAUACAACCAUCGAUGAAUCAAAGACAGACACGAGGGCAGUAGAUGCCCAACCUACAAUACAGUAUGUGAGUGUGACCAGCAGCCCACUGGACCACUCUUAUUCACUGACCACGGGGACUACAUCCUCAGAGUUGCUGCGUAAACUGAACGAGCAACGGGACAUCAUCGCACUGAUGGAGGUCAAGAUGAAAGAGAUGAAAGCGACUAUCCGACAGCUGCGGGUAACAGAAGCAAAAUUACAGGAGGAGGUCCGAGAGAGGGACAGGCUCCUCAUUGGCCUUGGUAACCCCACAGUUGUAAACAGCUCCAAUGCCCGGAAGAAAGUCUGACGCUCUAUGUCUCUACAUCUAAAUUAGUGUGUGUUUGAAUGCCUGGAGAUGGAGAGUAACAAAAACUCAUUAAAAUGAGACCAGUGAUUUUUUUUUAAGUCAUAGACAGCCCUAUUUUGUAUCAAAAUGUGAGCAGUGUUUUUAUUAUUAAAGGGGCUAAGUGUAGCGUUGGUUUUCAGUGUCAUGGUGUUAAAUAUCAGAGCACAUCUAAUUGAUUUUGAAAGUACAAAAAUCUACCAUCUGAGAAAUUGAACACAAAGAUAUAAAAUGGAAGUACAUAUAUCAAAAUUAAAAACAACAUGCAUACAUUUAGAUUUUUAAAAGUUUUUCAGAUUGGUCAUAUGAAUAUGUUAACAUAAGGGAUGUAGAAAAAAUUACUUGAGUGCACAGCCGAACGGACAGCUUUCAAAUUUCCCUUCAAAAAUUACAUCUAUUAAAACAUGAUAUGAAUUGUUGUUUUGUUUAUGGCUUUGUGAAAUGCUGUUUUCAGUUUUAGAAAAUUAAAAGAAUUGUUUGUUCUGGAAAUCAGAAAUGAAUAAUACCCUUUAUUUUGUCAGUGUGUGUGGUGUAAUAUCUGGAGAUGGAGCUCAUUAGUUAUGUUAAUUUUUAGCAAUACUGUAGUUUCCACAUCCAUGGUUCAACUAUUUAGGCCGAAGUCAACAACGCAAUAACUAUUCUAAAAUGGUUUAAUUGACGAAGUAUUUUCACAAUUGUGAUACCAUUCUCAUUACGUUUUAUUGUAUAUUGUAUUAUAUAUAACAUUUGAAGCCUUUGAAGCUUGUUCUAUUGAGUCAUAAUUGAAUAAAUUUACAUUUUUGCCAUGA